Hansenula anomala is the source of this 3969-nucleotide messenger RNA. It is a transcript of the gene TUS1, whose product is annotated as Rho family guanine nucleotide exchange factor TUS1. Lineage: Eukaryota; Fungi; Ascomycota; Saccharomycetes; Phaffomycetales; Wickerhamomycetaceae. The record is from RefSeq and is a predicted model, not a curated record. The transcript has a single exon. The coding region runs from base 1 to 3969 and encodes 1322 amino acids. Gene Ontology annotation, molecular function: guanyl-nucleotide exchange factor activity.
AUGAGCUUUCAAAGAAAUGGUUUUGGCGACAACCAACAAAGAGCGCCUUAUCCAGAUACAGAGCUAGCAUGGGAUCCAGUGGAGUCUCUUGAAGAAUUCAACAAAUCAACGUACUCAUCGUACAUACAGCACUUGGACUCUGUGCCCUUGGAUACAGCACCACCAAUACCUGGUCCCCCAUUACCCACGAGACCUCCUCAACAUAUAAUUGACCAACAUAUAUCAAGUAUCAAUCAAAAAGAACAAUUUCAAUCAUUUCAAAGGACUCCAUUCAUAAAUACCAACACUGCUCCCAACUCAACUUCAUUACAAUCAACGCCUUCUACAAGUCGAGUAAGGGGACCAAGACAAUUACCAAACAAAUUUUCAAAUCCAAAUCUAUCAGCUUCAAUUAACUCAAGCCCUGGUUAUGGCGUAAGGCAAGAAUGGCCACAAAUUAAUUAUAAUCCUGGAGGAUUCAAUACUCCUCCACGUCCUGACCCAUUCAAUAGCUCACCUCAAAGAAGCAUGCCCAACUCUUCGCCCUUUAUGAAUCAGAAUGAAUCAAGCUUCAUGAGCUCUCCAAUACAGAUACAACCAUUGAAUUCAUCACCAGUACAGCAGAUACACCAAAGCCCUAUUACUGGACCUCGUCCGUUUCCAUUUUCAUCUCCAUCAUACAAUCAACAACCCCCAUCGCCAACCUCUCAAAGAAGAUUACCAUUGAAGGUCAAUACUAUAAGCAAUCAGUACUCUAUACAAAAUGACACUAGCUUUAUGGACUCUCCAACUUCUGCUUAUACUCAAAAAUUACCUGACAUUCCAACGUUGACACCUUCCACUAUGCAAGAGUCGCCAGUUCAGUUUAACACUGACCAGCAACGAACUUCAAGAAACUCACCUUCACCAACCAAAGGUCUUGCUGGUCCUAGAUUAAUGCCAUCCAUGUCAUCCCAUUCAACUUUAAAGAUAUCACCAUCAUCCUCACCAACAAAAGUUGAUUAUUAUGACCAUAGAACUAGUUGGAAUUCCGCAUACUCAUUAAACAUCAUACCUGCGGAUGAGAAUGAUGAUUUGGAUAGCAUCUCAGCCCCUCCAAGUGCUGUUGAAAUAGUUCCUGAAGUUCCUAAUGUUUCCACAAUUCCACCAAUCCCAAGAACUACCUCAUUAUUUGACCCUGAUUCAAUACCUAUUCCAGAUGAACCACCCCAAAGAGGGUCAACAAUAACAAGCAGGCAAACUGGUGGCGAAAAGGGGCUCCCACCAUUACCAGACUCUUUGAAUUUACCUUCGUUACCUUUCUCUUCAUAUUCAUUAAUGGCUUCUCACUUUAAAGAAUGUGAAAAUAUUCAAUUAUUAUCAGAACUUUUCAAAUGGUCAGUGAGUUUAGUUAAUGAGUGGUCUGAAGGUUUGAACAUUUCCAAAAAUGAAUACAAGAGGUCUUUGAAAUUGAUGAUUUCCAACAAUUCUCCAAAGUUGAACAAUUUUAUAAUUGAUGCAAAUAUUGAAACCAUAUUGAAUUCUUUUGAAAAGCAAAAUGCUAUUUACUUUGAUCAUAAUGACAACGUUCAUUUUAUGGACAAUGUAAAUGUCAGUGGUGUAUUACCUCAACUUACAGGAUGCUAUUCAAAAGCUCAUAAUAUUAGCUCAUUAUAUCAGUGCUAUUCACCACGUUGUUCAUUAACCAUAUAUCAACCACCAGUCCCAACAGUACCUGCAAAAGAAUCAGGAGUAGCCAAAUUAGGUGAAUGGACUUCAUAUUGGAACAUCACUGAACAAGAUUUAGUUGAAAUGGAUGAAUCUGAAGUUAAGAAACAAAGUCACAUUUUUGAAUUAAUAAGACAACAACAAAAUAUCAUUAAUUUAGGUGAAAUCCAAAUCAGAGAGUAUGGACAAUCUUUUAAAAAUGCAAACCCUCAAUUAUUACCAGAUGUUUCCAAGUUCUAUAAUGAUGCUUUCAAUUCUGUCAAACCACUUAUUGAUAUUCAUAAAAAGCAUUUAUUGGAGCCUCUGUUGCACAGAAUCAACACACAGGGGAAAUUCAUUACAAACAUUGGUGAACUUUUCUUAAACUGGGCUACUGCUGCUACUGUUCCAUAUUUAAAAUAUACUGAGAAAUUGGCAACAGUUCGUGAAUUGAUUAAAUUUGAGAAAAAUCGUCAAUCAAGAUUUGCUGAGUGGUUGUAUAAAGUUGAUCAAAAUCCUAAAGUUAUGGAGGCAUCUUUGGAUCACAAUAGAAUUUUCUUUAGUGGGUUUAUUGGACAUACUCAACUGUUAUCACUGGCUUUGAAUUCAGUUUAUAAGAAAACAAGGGAAAAUGAUAUGGAUCAUGUUUUGUUAAAGAAUGCAAUAGAUGAAAUUAAUAAACUGAAUAGGAAAAUUGAUGAAAUGCAAGAUUCUGCUUUGCAAAAUCGUCAUUUGAGACUUUUAGCUGGCCGCUUAACCUGGAAAAAUAAUGUUUUAGCUAAUGAUUUGAAAUUAAGUGAGCCUAAUAGAAGAUUGAUCAAAGAAGGUGCUGUUACAAGGAAAAGAGAAAAAUGGAUAACUUCAAACUAUUAUUUGAUCUUACUAGAUAAUUACUUGUUGAUCACAGAACCUCAAAAGGAUGAGCAUUAUAAAAUUUCUGAAAAACCAAUCCCAAUUGAAUUUUUACAAAUUGAAACCAAAAAUUUUGCAUCAGCUUCUAAUGUUAACCUAAGUACAGAAGGUGAAAUUUAUCCAUUUAAAGUUAGAUAUACUGGUCAAAAUGUUUCAUACACUUUUUACGCAGAAACAUUAGCUGAAAGAGAUUCUUGGUUCCAUUCAAUAAAUCAAGUUCAAUCUAAAAAAGUUAAGAAUUCAAUAUUUGAACCUUUUAAAAUAUCAAUUUUAGCUGACCAGUUUGCUUAUGAGGAAGGAGAACAACCACAAAAAUUACCAUUAUUAGCUGCUGGAUCCAAUAUUGAUGUUGCAUUGAAGUCAAUUGAAGCUGAUAAAUCUACAGACGUAACUAGACCAUUGAUGUUCAGUGAAGUUUCAUGUGGUACUACAUUCCAUUUCCAAGAUCGUUCAUUCUAUGUAUUGGGGUUGAAUUUCGGUUUAUACAUCACUGAAGCUGAAAACCCAAAGGGCUGGAAAAGGGUAUUAGAGCUGGGGAAAAUCACCCAAGUUGAACAAUUGGAUAGUUUGAUGGUUAUAUUGGCUGAUAAGGCACUCUACUACUUCAACAUCGUCUCAUUAUUGUUGAAUUAUUAUGACCAAAAUUAUGAUGGACAAACGGUUGGUGAGAAAUUAAGUAAAAGGGAUGUCUCUUUUUUCAAAAUUGGAACUUAUUAUAAUACAAAAUUAUUAUUUUUGAUGAAGAGUUCAAUUUCCACUGUUGGAUCAAGAUUUAAAGUUUACACUCCAAUCAUGGAUACGUUUGGUGUUUUCCAGUAUUUCCAACUAUACAAGAGAUUUCAAUAUGCCUCAGAUUGUUUUGGUAUCUCUAUUUUCAACAGUAUGUUUGUGUUACAUACCUCUAAAGGUUUUGAAAUUUUAUCAUUUCAAAUCCUUAAUGAAUCACAACCAAUUCCAAAAUUUAUUGAAUACUUGAAAAAACCUAAGACAGAACUAGAUUUAAUUAAAAAGAAGUUGAAUUCGUCAAGCGCCAAACCAUUAACAAUGGUUAAAGUCUUUCAAAAACCACAAUUUUAUUUGAUUUAUGAUUCAUUUGCUAUAGUCAUUGAUACUAUCGGUCAAUUAAUUUCAAAUAACUUUAUUUUCCCAUUCAAAUUCAAAUGUUCAAAAGUUUGCUUAAAAGAAAAUUUUUUGAUUUGUAUUGGUGAAGAUAUUGUGGAGAUUUUUGAUUUGAAUUAUGAUGAUGCUCUUGGGUUUCAAAAAUUUGACCCUGUUCAAAUAAUCACAGGGAAGGAUAUUAGGUUGAUUGAUGGUAUUGAUGCAAAGAUUGUUAUGGCGCAUCCAAAGAUUACAGGAAGACAAUUAGUUAUAACAUUGGACAGAAUUUUAUGA